Crotalus tigris (Tiger rattlesnake) is the source of this 4528-nucleotide messenger RNA. Its product is annotated as testis-expressed protein 10 homolog. NCBI's taxonomy places the organism in Eukaryota, Metazoa, Chordata, Lepidosauria, Squamata, Viperidae. The record is from RefSeq and is a predicted model, not a curated record. The coding region runs from base 3294 to 4451 and encodes 385 amino acids. The transcript has 7 exons.
UGUGAGAGCUUCUGAUUUAUUUUUCACCAACAGAGAAAUUAAAAUUCUCUAACAGAGUUUCUUUAGGACCACCCUAAAUUAAUUUUAAAUGUUCAGCUUUUGUUUCAGUGUAAAUUAAGAUAUCGUCCAAAUACUUCAAAACACCCUUAUACAGGUGCUCAUGGAGGACCUCAUUGUUUAGUUGCACAAAUACUUCUGGGGCUCCCUGUAGCCCGAAGGGGAGUACCCUGAAUUGGAAGCACUCUAGGUGGAAGUUGAAAGCAGUUUCCCAUUCAUCCCCCUCCUUAAUCCUGAUGUGAUAAUACACUUUGCAUAGGUCUAACUUUGAGAAGAUUUUUCCUUUUGCUUGGUGAGCUCACAUGUCCCUCAUGAGGGACAGGGGUACACAUUUGCCACAGAUACUGCAUUUAACCUCCUAUAAUCCACGUAGAGACAAAGAAACCAUUCUUCUUCUCUCUGAAUAGAACAGGCUGCCAGCUGAGAUCUGGCCGAUUGGAUGAACCCCGGUUAAAUUCUUGUCAAUGAACUUGCGCAGCUCAUCUAGUUUUCUAGGGGUCAUCGAAUAGAGUUUCUGAUUAGAUAACUUAGCUCCCGGGGUGAUCUCAGUAGCACAGUCAUUCGGUCGUUGAGGGGGAAGCUCAUCCAACCACUUUUCACUGAAAACCUCAGCUAAAUCGCAGUACUCUCUUGGAAUGCUCUGAAGUUCUUGCUCACUCAGCGCAGAGGCUAAUUCUUGCUUCGGACCCUCUGCUCUAUUAUCAAGCAACCCCUGGGAAGGAGCUCCCUUCUUUGGGAACCUUAGCUGCCGUUCUCUGUAGUCAGUUAGAGGGUUCCAUUUCUUUAACCAGGUUAGCCCAAGGACAAGGGGCCAGUCCAUAUUGGGAGCCACAAUGAAUGAAGGCUUAAGUCUCUGAAUGGCAUCCCAUGGCGAGUCCCAGGAGUUUGGUGACAAAGCUUGCUGGGAUCCCCCCUGCCAUGGACCCAUCAAACAGACAAAAGGCGAUGGCGUUUUUGAGUUUCCUUAGGGAACCCCCACUUUCCCAAAUAGGCUGGGGCUGAUUAUGUACUAGGUGUACCCCGAGUCCAACAGUGCAGUUAGGGGCCUUCUUUUGCCCAUGUCUGGGCAGAGUUAUGGAGUUGAUCGGCCCACUUACUAAUGGGUCGUUAUCAUAAUCGCUCUCCAACAUCCCUGACUCAUCAUCCGGUGGGGCUGGAGCUCUGCUGUCUGCCUUUGGAGCUCGGGGGAGCUCCAUGACCUUAGUGGUGUCUUUCGAGCACUGGGUAUAUUGGCUUGGCUUGUCUCCCCAAAGGGUCGAUCUGGUUUCCUAGCCGAAGUCUUGCUGCAGCAUUCCACGGUCCAAUGCCCUUCUUUUCCACACUUGAAACAGGUAGUGGAACAUGAUUGGUUUGCGGAGGUUAUGCUGGCCUCUCUUGUCCAGCUGGCUCCAUCCUCUGAAUUUUGUAGGAUGAUAAAGGUUGCAGGUUUGGUCUAUUUCCACUUCUUCACCAUUCAUAAAGGCGUGCUGGUACUCCCUGUGCCACACAAGCAUACAGGUAGUUGUUUAGCCCAUCUUGGAAACAGCUUAAUCAGGAUGUCUUCGGGCCAGUUGAGGUAGCAAGCCAAGUCAUGAAACUCCUGUGUGUAUUUGGUACCAGUCAUCAUCCCUGUUUUAUUGUUUUUAUUUGAUCCCAAGCCUUCCGGUCUGCCAGGCGAUCUUCAAAUCGGCGUCUCUGUGUGGUCAUGAACCAGUUAAAAUUUCGGAGCUCGGGAGUGUUGCAGUUAUAUAAGAUUACCGUCCAUCUGGCAGCAGUUCCUUCGAGGGCGAGGAUGACAACCUUGAUCUUAGCUGCAUCAUUGGAUAGAGACCUUCUAUACACUUGCAUGUAUGUGAGGAAGUGAGCCAGAAAGAACCCCAGCUGUUGAGAGUCCCAUCGAAUUUAAUUCCCAGUGGAGCUAGCUUUGGCUCAUCUGGGAGUCCUCUCUCAGGGUGGACAUGGGAUCCAAGCCUUCCAGGGGAUUGCUCGCUGUCGUGCUGCCGGAGUAGCUGCCACUGUCUUUGUCGAACCUGUGGCCCCGCUUGCCACCUCGGCGAUUAUGGUUUCUUCUUCACCGUGUUCACGCUCCUGGGUUAAUUCUUCCUCCUUUUCUGGGCAGCCUAGGAAUUUGGCUUUUAGGUCCUUGAAAGCCUCUACCAUGUAAUGCAUGGCUCACUUCAAGGUCUGACUGCCCACCCGGUUCCUCAUCAUCAGAAAGCAUUUCUAUCUUUUUCUUUCGAGUGUUCUUCCGACCUCCUCGGGUGAAAGUUUAGGUUCUUUCUUCCCAAUUCUUUCUUCCCAAUACAGAGCAACCAUCUCGGACUCGAGGUUUCUUCUAAAGCAGCAGCUUCCUAUAGCCAGGUGGAGGUGCCUUCUCCAGAAUAGAUCUGGACAGUCGACUCACUGCAGUCUUCAAUCCCAGCUUUUCCCAUUUCACUGCUGUGCAAAACCAUGUUGUACAUGGCCCCCCAAAGAUGUCUCUUUGGGUUGGGCACUAUUGCAGAUCUUGCUUUAUGUAAGGAUCUGCUUCAGCUAGAUAUCCUAAGAAAGCAGAACUCUUGAAACAGGUAUUGUCUCAAAAGGAAUUUUUAUUGAGCAAAGCAAGAUCUAAAGAUUUGGCGUGCAAAGGAUUACACCAAAAAGGCAAUUCAGAACUGCUCUCCCCAGUGUUCAACUGUCUGGUUGAAAUCUAGCCAGUUCAUAAGUGCCACAGUAUUAUGAGAAGCUGGAAAUUUAGCAUCCUUCUCAAGGUCUCUCUCGGUUUUGUUUCCCAAUGGCUCCAUUAUCUGGAGGUAAGGCAGAUGUUUUCAUAUCACAUUCCUCUCAGCUAGAGGGAGGGCACCCCAUAGAGAGCAGAGCAAGGUAAAGGACAUUUCCCCCUCAUGCAAGCACGGCACAACAGAAUGGCAGGCCCCCCCAAAUGAAUAUAUAAGCAAAAGCAGGAAAGAAAUAAAGGAAAAGGGAUAAAUGAAUAUUUGAGGGGUUUUGACACUGGGUCUUUCUUGAUUGUUAUUCAGAUUAUCUCUAGGUUCUUUUCAUUUAUUAAAAUUGGAGUUUUUUUUCAUUCCUACUUUUACUAAACGAAUUUGGCCCUUUGCUGAAGUGGUUUAGAGCAGAGAACCCACCUUUACAUGUUCUUGUUCCAUCACAGAAAACAUAUUUAUUAUUUAUUAAAUUCUUAAAGCUGUAGAAAUUAUAUUUUUUUAUUUAAAAAUUGUAUCUGUUGUGUGUGUUUUUCUUUUAGCAACAAGUAUUAUAUGACAUCUUCAAGCAAUAUUAAUCAUCUUUUGCUGAAUUUAACUUUAUGUGAAAUCAUGGUCUCGCUAGCAAAUACUUCAACAUUGCCUACAGAUGCACACUGGCUAGACUUAAUUAGAAAGUUUGUGAUAGAAACUCUUCAGGAUGGUUGUAAAUUAAACACUAAGCAGCUGAACAAAUUGCUCAGAGUGACUUGGAGACUUUUAGAAAUCCAGCUAAACAAAGCAACAGAAACUUUGAUGAAAGCAGUCUACACAUUUUAUCAGCAAAGGAAUCUUCCUUUUCCUGUACGUACAUUACUUUUGAAUUUUUUUGCCAGAGUUUAUCAAAAGGAAGAAAUGAACCUUCAUAUAAAUAGAAGCCAAGGUAAAGUAUUAACUUGUUGGCUGGCUGGUCUGCCUCAGCAGCUUGUUCUUCUUGGCUUAAGAAAUCCUGAACUUUCAGAACAAUUGAUUGGUAUUAUUUAUUCUGCUGCAUCUCGGGCGAACAAAGAAAUUCUACAGAGUUUACAAGCUGCUGCUCCCCUGAUAUAUGAUCCACUAGAUGGCGCAGUGGCUCUUCUGCCACCUGAAUCCCAGCAACAUUUAGUCCAGCUACUUUACUUUGUGCCUCGUUUACCAAGCAAUCUUCUUGCUUCUCUCAGCCGCUGUUGCAUUAUGGGAAAGUUGUCUGUAAAGUUAACCACUACUCUUAUUAGGAUACUGCGUAUAAGAUCCUCUUUUGUGGCAUGGAAAUAUCCAGCACAGAACCAUUCAGUGACUGACAUGGGUUACUUCAGCUUUUUGUUUUCAAUUCUUACAGGUUUUUCCAGUGAAGAAUUGAGUAACCUUCAGAACAUUAGGGGAAAACCACACAUAAACCAAACACUGCUCUCUCCUGUCCAACUCUAUUUAACAGAUUUGGAGCAAUUUUCAUAUCAUUGGACUAUGGCAGAGCUCCCGGAGCAAUGGAAAACUGCCAGAGGACUGGAAAAAUGUGGAUGUGUUUCCUAUCUUCAAAAGGGCUAUGCACAGGAGAUGCCCUCACAAUCUGAGAGAUUUGGAGUGCUUUUGCAAGGAAGAUUCCCAAGGAAAAUGUGCCCUGCUGAGAAGUUCCUACCCCAAAGGGCUGAACACUGUCAUAAAGUCAAAAGGUGCUUCAACAAAAUAUUAGUUUAAGGGUGUGCACACUUAUUCAAUCACAUUAUUGUACGUUUUUUACUUUUACCCCCCUCCCCCCCAAAAAAUAUUUCAGU